UGUCCAAUCCGCAAUGGCCCUGAGUAGAACUUCUUGGGUCCCAUUUGGGACUUAUUUGGAGUCCCAAGCCCCUUGGUGCCUUUAUGAGUAGAAGGGAGGGGCAUUGCUCCCGCCCACGCCCCCACCCGGCCCCAUCCGCGAUGGGCCCCGCAGGCCAGAGCGGCCCCUUUAAGAGCCUUGCGGGCGGGACGCAAGAGGUCGCGGCGUUACCCCGACGCCGCCGGCCGUCCUCCAUCCUCGCAGCGGCGAAACUCCUUGGCCAUGCGGGCGCUCCGGGUCGGUCUGACCCUGGCGCUGGGCACGGGCCUGGGCGCAGCUGCUGAAGGCUGGCGGCGGCAGCGGGCGGACGCGCGCCCGGCGCCGGGGCUGCUGGGCCGGCUGCCCGUGUUGCCUGUGGCGGCGGCAGCCGAACUGCCCGUCGUGCCUGCUGUACCCGGGGCUCCGGUAGGCGGUGGCCCCGGCGAGCUGGCCAAGUACGGGCUACCUGGGCUGGCGCAGCUCAAGAGCCGCGAGUCGUACGUGCUGUGCUACGACCCACGCACCCGCGGCGCGCUCUGGGUGGUGGAGCAGCUGCGGCCUGAGCGGCUCCGCGGCGACGGCGACCGCAGCUCGUGCGACUUCCGCGAGGACGACUCGGUGCAUGCGUACCACCGCGCCACUAAUGCCGACUACCGCGGCAGCGGCUUCGAUCGCGGCCACUUGGCCGCCGCAGCCAACCACCGCUGGAGCCAGAAGGCCAUGGACGACACCUUCUACUUGAGCAACGUCGCGCCCCAGGUGCCCCACCUCAACCAGAAUGCUUGGAACAACCUGGAGAAGUACAGCCGGAGCUUGACCCGCACCUACCAAAACGUCUAUGUCUGCACAGGGCCACUCUUCCUGCCCAGGACGGAGGCUGACGGGAAGUCCUACGUGAAGUACCAGGUAAUCGGCAAGAAUCACGUGGCAGUGCCCACCCACUUCUUCAAGGUGCUGAUCCUGGAGGCAGCAGGUGGACAAAUCGAACUCCGCUCCUAUGUGAUGCCCAACGCGCCCGUGGACGAGGCAAUCCCGCUGGAGCGUUUCCUGGUGCCCAUCGAGAGCAUCGAGCGGGCCUCAGGGCUGCUCUUCGUGCCAAAUAUACUGGCGCGGGCUGGCAGCUUCAAGGCCAUCUCCGCGGGCAGCAAGUGAGGGCGGCUGCCUGGCCAGACUGUGAGGGUGCAGGGGUUGGGUCGCAUUAAAGGUGGUUAUUUUUAGAAA
This is a messenger RNA of Pteropus alecto (black flying fox), 1239 nucleotides long. RefSeq names its product endonuclease G (gene ENDOG). The coding region runs from base 262 to 1170 and encodes 302 amino acids. Gene Ontology annotation, biological process: apoptotic DNA fragmentation. Gene Ontology annotation, cellular component: nucleus; mitochondrial inner membrane. Gene Ontology annotation, molecular function: nucleic acid binding; metal ion binding; RNA endonuclease activity. The transcript is spliced from 3 exons. The record is from RefSeq and is a predicted model, not a curated record. Lineage: Eukaryota; Metazoa; Chordata; Mammalia; Chiroptera; Pteropodidae.